This is a messenger RNA of Harmonia axyridis, 1192 nucleotides long. RefSeq names its product prothoracicostatic peptide (gene Mip). The record is from RefSeq and is a predicted model, not a curated record. The transcript is spliced from 5 exons. The coding region runs from base 256 to 819 and encodes 187 amino acids. Lineage: Eukaryota; Metazoa; Arthropoda; Insecta; Coleoptera; Coccinellidae.
UCCUCCAUAAGCUGUGUGCGGCCAUACCGCCCUCUCAACAAUUCCCUGGCGGGGUAACAAGUAUAAAACCGGAGACGGAACUGAUCAGAGCCGCUAUAUACGCUAGCAGCCUGUUCUUUGGUCCUGAUCAACCCUUACGCCGGUUCCCCGUGUUGCGUUUUUGCCCAACAGCCAACACACCACCGUCUGGCUUGACCGUGCUACCGGCAAAGUUGGGAGAAGUUCGGAAAAACUGUGAAAAUUCGAAACGCAAUAAUGCGACACUUUUUUGCUUCAAUCUCCCAUAAACUACUAGGAGCUGCAUUAUUCGCAUUUUACCUUCAGGCAAGUUUCGCUUACACCUUACCCGAAGAAGAAGCUGUAGAUGACAAUCUCAAACAGAUGGAUUCAGACAUGAUAAAAAGGAAUUGGAAUAAAAAUCUGAAAAUGUGGGGAAAAAGAGCUUGGUCAAACUUACACGGAGGCUGGGGUGUAAAAAGAAGCAUAUCAGAUGAUUUUGGGCAAGACGAUUUAGUAACAGAAAAAAGGGCUUGGGAAAACUUUCGGAACGGAUGGGGAAAGAGAAGAGUUCCUCUUGAAGAUUUAACACCUCAAGAGCUGUCCCUUCUAGAAAACGAAUUGCAAUACACCGAUUUCGACAAUCUCGAGGAGAAUGAUGAUGAAAAACGGAGCUGGAACCAAUUAAACAAUGGAUGGGGCAAAAGGAAUAAGUGGUCAGAAUUCAGAGGUUCUUGGGGUAAACGCAGUCCCAGCCCAGCCUGGAACAACCUCAAAGGCAUUUGGGGAAAACGAAGCUACAGCGAGAAGGCCGUGCUGUAAACAUUUUAGAUUCCUGGACUGAAUAGGGUGCGCUAUCAACUUGAUUUCAUUUGGAACUACAUAUACUUACCUUCUGUUCACCCUUACGAAGUAUUCAAUUGUAUUUAUAACUUAUAGAUCGAAUGAACAUGAUAUAAUUGUAAUUUUUGAGAUUUGUUAUCUAUUUUUGAGAAUAUUUGUAAGUGGAAGAAUCAUAUUAUCAGAUCACUGACGGUUAUGUAGGUAUUGAAUUUCGUGGAGAAAAUUAUAUUGUAAGCAGUAACACUGGUUUUCAUUUGACCUAAAGAAAAUAAAACACCAAAAAAAAAUAGAAAUAAUUCGUUUUAAUCAAUGAAAUACGUGGUGAAUAAAGAUGCCAAAGAAACUUCGCAAA